CGUUGACACCCUCGCCAUGAGCUCAGGGACGACGACAACGGAGGAGGAGAGCGGCAAGGGGCCGCCGCCGCAGCACCAGCACCACUUCGUGCUGGUGCACGGCGCCUGCCACGGCGCGUGGUGCUGGUACAAGGUGGCCACGCUCCUGGCCUCCGCGGGCCACCGCGUCACGGCGCUCGACAUGGCGGGGUGCGGCGCCAGCCCCGUGCGCGGCGAGGACGUGGCGUCCUUCGAGGACUACAGCCGCCCGCUCCUGGACGCGGUGGGAGCGCUUCCGCCCGGGGAGCGAGCGGUCCUCGUCGGCCAUAGCUUCGGCGGCCAGAGCCUCGCGCUGGCCAUGGAGAGGUACCCUGAACGAGUCGCCGUCGCGGUGUUCGUCUCGGCCGCCAUGCCCGCCGCCGGCAAGCCCAUGGCGCUCGUCUUGCAAGAGUUUUCGCGAGAAAUAGGGCCAGAUUUUUACAUGGACUGCAUAUACAGCACCGGCAGCGAACCUGAGCAUCCGGUGGAGACACUUCUGCUAGGGCCAGAGUACUUGGCCAAGAGACUGUACCAGCUCAGCCCUCCUGAGGACCUGACCUUGGCAAUGGCGAUGGUGAGGCCGUCUCGAUGGUUCGAGGACGACGCGACGCUGAGGAGGGAUGACGGGCUGACGGCGGGCAGGUACGGCGCCGUUAGGCGGGUGUGCGUCGUUGCCGAGGACGACGCGUCGUGGUCGGCGGAGUUCCAGCGGCGCAUGGCCUCGUGGAGCCCCGGCGCCGAGGUGAGGGGCCUGCGGGGAGCCGACCAUAUGCCCAUGCUCUCCAAGCCAGCGGACCUCUCGGACAUGCUUGUUGAGGUAGCCAACAAGUACAGUUCCGAUUUGGAGGACCCUGCCUGAUCGUAGUAGGAUCAGCGACGUAUGGUUUCUGAAUCGGUGGUGAUCGGGAAGAUGUUCAAAUCUUAUUGCAUCCACACCAUCACCAUGAAAUUAUUAAGAUGUACAAUCUGACUUUUUGAUAUGGUAGGGCUUCAUUUUGAAACCCACAGGCUUCUAAAUUCCAUAAUCAGGUAGGAUAAUGGAACU
This is a messenger RNA of Zea mays, 1063 nucleotides long. RefSeq names its product methyl esterase 10. Gene Ontology annotation, biological process: jasmonic acid metabolic process; salicylic acid metabolic process. The record is from RefSeq and is marked provisional. Gene Ontology annotation, molecular function: methyl jasmonate esterase activity; methyl indole-3-acetate esterase activity; methyl salicylate esterase activity. The coding region runs from base 17 to 877 and encodes 286 amino acids. The transcript is spliced from 3 exons. NCBI's taxonomy places the organism in Eukaryota, Viridiplantae, Streptophyta, Magnoliopsida, Poales, Poaceae.